GUCCUGACACUACCUGAACUCGCGUGAGGGAAGGACGCAACCUACCGUUCCAAAUGGAGGUCGACACCACGAUGGAGGAGGGCCGUGGCGACCAGAUGAAGCUGCUGCUGCAGGCUGUGGAGGAGGUGACGGAUAAGGUGGAGCAGAAGGUCAUGGAGGAGCCUCCUCCUGUCGUUAUGGAGGACAGGCCGGAGGACCUCGAGGGAUGCGAGAAACUCAUCGAGGGAAGCAGUUUGAAGAACAAUUUCCUCAGCAUAGGCCAGGCCCUGGUGACCAUCAACGAUAGGAAGCUGUACAAGGACUCGGGCUACACGUCGUUUACGCAGUAUAUCGAGCAGAAGGGCGACUUUGGGUUCGGCCCGAGGCAAGCCUUGCGCUUGCUCGCCGCGACACGCCUGGUGCGCAACUUCCCACCAAAUAUCGCACUUCCCAGCAGCGAGCGGCAGGUCCGCGCGCUGGUGGGGCUGGAGCAGGCGGAGGCGAUUGAGGUGUGGAGCAAGGCCACCAAGAUCAGCCAGGACACCAACACGCCGCUCACGCACCGCCUGGUGGAGAGCGUGCUGGGCAAGGAACUGCCCACCACCUACCGCCAGGUUACCCGCGAUUGGCAGGACUACGUCUCCCCCGACAGCGACUUUUACGUCACGCCUGCGCCCAUCCUGGCGGCGGUGCGGCGCCUGUUUGGCGGACCUAUAGACCUGGACCCUGCCAGCGACCAGCAGGCCAACCAGUCCGUCAAGGCGCUCAAGUUCUACUCGGCCGAGCAGGACGGACUGGCGGAGACCAACCCUUGGGCCGGCAAGGUUUUCAUCAACCCCCCGUCCGGGGUGACGGGGAAGGAGGCGGUGCAGGGCCUGUUCCUGCAGCGCGCCCUUCGUGAGGUGGGCUCCGGCGCCGUGAGCGAGGCAGUGCUGCUGCUCAAGGCCGCGGUGGGGCAGCGCUGGUUCGGGCCCGUGCUCGGGCAGCCGCACUGCUGGCUGUCGGAGAAGGCGCAGAAGAAGGCGGCGGGCAAGGGCGGUGGAGGCGGAGGCAGGGCAGGAGGCGGAGGUGGGAGGGGCAAGGCGGCUGUGAAGAAGGAGGAGGACGCGGAGGACGGGGGCGCAGAGGGCGGGGAGGGAGGCGGAGGCGGAGGCGGGGGUUGGAAGAAGGGCGGCGGCAAGGCGGCGGCGGCGGCGGCCGCGGCGACCACGCCGCGCGGGAUGGUGGUUGUGUACGUGGGCCGCCGUGUGAAGGAGUUCUGCACCUCGUUCGCGGACCUGGGUCACAUACCCGGCUACAACAAGAGCUGGAAGGCCGAUAGCCGUGGGAGCGGGCGCGGGUAGCGAGGCGGAGCGGAGUACGAACACGAGCACUGGCGCUGUUUGGUGGUGGACUGGUGGUGGCAUGGCGAUGGCGGGGGGUCGAGGACUAACCCAUAAGUGGGCUGCACUGUACGGCACAUGGGCGGGACAGUGACGUUGAAUGUGAUUGCUGUGAUGGUGUGGUCCGGCGGCUCUCAUCAGGAUGCGGUUCGUGGUGAUCAGGUCUGGUGGGGUUUGUACAGUAUGAAGGCGGGCGCUUUGAUGCCGGCAGCUGCAGCAUGCGUGAUCUAGGGUGCUUGCAGCAAGCCAUUACUAGUCCUGGUAUCAAGUCGGAUGCUCUGAAAUGUGUUCGUAUGUGUCGUCGUGAUCACGGAAUGUUUUGUGCGUGCUUUGGCCGCGUGUCCUGCACUGCGUGCAUGCAACGGACCACGGAGUGGAUAGAGUGUUUGCAGGGAUGGAAGCGUGUGUUAAUUGGAGGUCUGGGCGCAACGUAGCUGUGAACAUAGGAAAGGCCGCGCGCAUUGUACAUGAAUAUUAGGUAGGCAGGUACGUAUACAUCGGCGUCGGUGGCAAGGACGAGCCGGAGUUACGGAGUGCAGGCAGGGCGCUGACGUGCACAUGCGACCACGCCUGAUGGUGCUGGUGAGGGUGUGCGCACGAGUGGGUGGCGGCUGCACGGCACGAUGUGCAAGGCAGGUGGUUACGCGAAUUAGUGAUCAGAGUUAGGACGUGCUGCUUGUGAGCACAGAAGCCAGCGUUUAGCGUGAUUCUGGAAGAAAACGUUGCGCAUUGGCGCAUGAUGAGUCGCGGGGAGGCGGCGCGGUGGCAACCCCGGUGUAGGUAAGGCUGCUUGGAGGCUUGGAGACAUGAGUUGUUGGCCUGACAAGGGCUAUCGGAGGCUUUGGGGCGAUGAGAAAUUGCGGCUUGCUCCAGGUCUGUCGCAGGGAUGCGCGAAUGGUCGGUGAUGUACGGUUACCUCCAACCAGACGGACAUGGCUGGCUGGUGUGGCGAUGGCCCUGUAAGCGGCAAAUCAC
Messenger RNA from Chlamydomonas reinhardtii, 2336 nucleotides. RefSeq lists its product as uncharacterized. Bases 54 to 1322 code for a protein of 422 amino acids. Gene Ontology annotation, molecular function: site-specific DNA-methyltransferase (adenine-specific) activity; DNA binding. The transcript has 6 exons. The record is from RefSeq and is a predicted model, not a curated record. NCBI's taxonomy places the organism in Eukaryota, Viridiplantae, Chlorophyta, Chlorophyceae, Chlamydomonadales, Chlamydomonadaceae.